AUGCUCGUUUCCGUCUGCUGGCAUCCGCUUCCAGAAAUGAAGAGUAUCCACCAUGAAGACGUCGCCUCAUCACCACCGCCCUCGUCCUCUUCCCUUCUGGACUCCUUUGAGAGUAGUUCCACCUGCCUCGCUUCGCCUCAAUCAGUUGCCAACAAGAACCACGUUCCUGCAUGUCCGCAGUGCGGAAAGCAAUUUGCCAACAUCUACCGUCUCCAGCGUCACCAACUCAGUCACACGGAGAGUGCUGAACUGAGGAAGUUUCGAUGCGACCAGUGCAGUAAGGCGUUUAAAUUCAAGCACCACUUGAAGGAGCACGUGCGAAUUCACUCGGGGGAGAAACCGUUUAUUUGUACAAACUGUGGAAAGCGGUUUAGUCAUUCCGGCUCCUACUCGAGUCACAUGUCGAGCAAGAAGUGCACGAUCGGUGCGUCCGUCCAGCCAUCCGGCUCCACCUCCCCCUCCACGGAGUCGCAGUCGUCAGAGAUGGGAGGUUUCGCGAGUUCAGCUUCCUCUGUGAUGCAUCGAGCUCGCUCUGUGAUACGACCGGAUCAAGCAAAUGUCUUGCGUGCCUUCUACCGCAUUAAUCAAAUGCCGACGGCAGCUGACCUCCAGCGGCUAGCUGAGACGGCAAAAUUACGGCCAAAGGUAGUCCGUAUAUGGUUUCAAAAUGCACGGUCACGUGAUCGUAAGGGAGAGGCAGAGUUGCAGGCGCUUGACGAAGACUCUCCGCUUGAUCUGUCCACCUCAGGUAGGCAGCGUUGCCUAGAGAGGUCAUCGCCACCAUCACUGUUUCCGCCACCUCCUCCAUCUCUACUGAUGCCACAGCUGAUUCACCCAUUCGUCCCGCAGCCGAUGAUUGAUCCAUUCUUCUUCAACGCACAGCACCUCGUCCAUUUGCUCUUUGAUCAAAUGCGACAAUUCCAUCAGCCCGAACUAAAGAUCGAGCCACAGCAACAACCCUGGCCCAUAUACUUCAACAGUUGGGAGCAGUCGAUGAAGGGCUUCGCAUCGAACGCGACACCAGCUGAGGUCUCGGGCCCCCUAUGUGCUACUUCUUCCAUGGCGUCUGAAACGCAUUCCCCCGAAGACACAAUGCUCCCCCACGAAACAGGAACCAGAGGCUCUACCGAGAGUUGUGAUGGCCGGGAGUCAUUGACAGAAAUGGAGAACGGGAACAGCGGGCAGGCAAGGUCGGCGAGCGGAGUCGCUGCGGGAACAAGGAACAAGUAUACCUGCGACCAGUGCAGCAAGGUCUUCUCCAAACACAGCUCCCUCGCGCGUCACAAAUAUGAGCACACCGGUCAGCGUCCGUUCUGCUGCCCAUUUUGUGCGAAAGCCUUCAAGCACAAGCACCACCUCACAGAACACGAGCGCCUCCACACCGGCGAAAAGCCCUUCAAGUGUCAGCGCUGUGGCAAACGCUUCUCCCACUCCGGGUCCUUCUCCCAGCACAUGAGCCUCCGCUACAAGUACUGCCACGCGACGCCCCUCCUCGACUCCUGA
Mesocestoides corti is the source of this 1503-nucleotide messenger RNA. The record is from the annotation of a GenBank genome assembly. Lineage: Eukaryota; Metazoa; Platyhelminthes; Cestoda; Cyclophyllidea; Mesocestoididae.